Messenger RNA from Salmo salar (Atlantic salmon), 1041 nucleotides. Its product is annotated as RH2 opsin. Gene Ontology annotation, cellular component: membrane. Gene Ontology annotation, molecular function: G protein-coupled receptor activity. The record is from RefSeq and is marked provisional. Lineage: Eukaryota; Metazoa; Chordata; Actinopteri; Salmoniformes; Salmonidae. Gene Ontology annotation, biological process: visual perception; phototransduction; G protein-coupled receptor signaling pathway.
AUGCAGAACGGCACAGAAGGAAGCAACUUCUACAUUCCCAUGUCCAACCGGACUGGGCUUGUAAGGAGUCCUUUUCUAUACCAACAGUACUACUUGGCACCUCCAUGGCAAUACUAUGGUCUUGCUGUCUACAUGUUCUUCCUGAUCUGCUUUGGAUUCCCCAUCAACGGGCUGACCUUGUAUGUCACAGCCACAAACAAGAAGCUUCGGCAACCCCUUAACUUCAUCCUGGUCAACUUGGCUGCAGCUGGAAUGAUAAUGGUCCUCUUUGGAUUCACCAUCACCAUCACAUCUGCUGUCAAUGGCUACUUCAUCUGGGGACCAUUGGGCUGUGCUAUUGAGGGCUUCAUGGCUACACUUGGAGGUGAGGUUGCCCUGUGGUCUCUGGUAGUGCUGGCUGUCGAGAGAUACAUUGUGGUCUGCAAGCCCAUGGGAAGCUUCACGUUCACUUCCACCCAUGCUGGUGCUGGUGUUGCAUUCACCUGGAUAGCUGCUAUGGCUUGUGCUGCUCCCCCACUGCUUGGAUGGUCCAGGUACAUCCCAGAGGGCAUGCAGUGCUCAUGUGGACCUGACUACUACACCUUGGCCGAAGGCUUCAACAAUGAAUCAUAUGUGAUUUACAUGUUCAGCUGCCACUUCAUCAUCCCAGUCUGUUUGAUCGCCUUCACUUAUGGAAGUCUUGUCCUCACAGUCAAGGCGGCUGCAGCUUCCCAGCAGGACUCAGCAUCUACCCAGAAAGCUGAGAAGGAAGUCACUCGUAUGUGCGUCCUGAUGGUUUGUGGUUUCAUGAUCGCCUGGACCCCCUAUGCCACCCUCGCUGCCUACAUCUUUUUCAACAAAGGAAUUGCCUUCAGUGCCCAGUCCAUGGCUAUACCUGCCUUCUUCUCCAAGAGUUCAGCCUUGUUCAACCCCAUUAUCUAUGUGUUGAUGAACAAACAGUUCCGUGGCUGCAUGCUGGCCACUGUAGGGAUGAAAGCAGAAGAAGAUGAGACUUCUGUGUCAACAAGCAAGACAGAAGUGUCUUCUGUGGGCCCUGCAUAG